CUUAAGUGCCGGCAGCUUCCUGGCUUACGGACCACCUCUAGAUAGAGGCAGUUCAUGUCAUUACCGACUGGCGCUAACGAGGUUUACGCUGACACUGCGCGUAAAGUCCGAGACACGGGGAUUUGGCGCUAAGUACGGUAGACGCGUGUGGUGUUUUUUGUGCUAAGUUCGAACGUGAAUUGUUUUGCGGGUGUGGAAGUUCCGGCGGUUUGGUUAAUUUCGUGUAUGUUAUCCUCCUUUCAUCGCUGGUUUUCAAGAAAUUAAAGGACAAAGACGCAUCUCUCGCUUUGAAGAUAAGAGGAUUGACUGUGAUGUCUUGAAAGCUGUGAGUUUCCUUUACCGAAGCAACUGAGUGUGUAACAGCAAAGCUACUUUAUGGAAAAACCGGCAGCGAACACCUAGCCGUUUCCAGACUGAGCAUCAUGGACACUGGCAGCGCGGGCAGUCAAUCUACAACUUUUAGAACAACAUUUGUACAAAAGGAAGUCGGCAAACUGAAGUUUGGUAUCGACAGGCUUCUAUCUUCUGCAUCUACGGAAAUAAAGAAGCCAGAUGAAGCAACAACUAAUAGGUCCCCGAAAGAUGGACGUUGCCCCUCCCCUCCGAACUACCGUUCAACAUCGUCACCACUUGGUCCUUCGAUGACCGAAUCGUCACCAUCAACGACGAUCGCAAAGCCCACACCAACAGUGCUCCUGCCCUGUUCCGGUUGCAUAUCAUCGCUCUACCGAUGCUGCAGGGACGAUGUGGGGCACAACGGGGGCGCGUUUCUACCGCAGCACCAUCACGAUGGGUUGCUGGGGUAUCACCAUUUGUUCAAGCAGAGCGGGACGCCGACUGGGGUGUACGGGAGCGUUCAACCUGUCCGGCCAGCUGCUACCAAGCCUAACUCCCAGGUGGCCACCAUAUCUUCAGUGCCGUCACCAUCUGAUCCAAGCCUCGCAAUCCACCAACAAGCUACCGGAGGAAAACGGAAACGAUCAUGGUCCCGAGCAGUUUUCAGCAAUCUGCAACGCAAAGGCUUGGAACGGAGGUUCCAGCUGCAAAAAUAUAUCACGAAACCGGACAGGAGACAGUUGGCUGCUACCUUGGGACUCACCGAUGCUCAGGUUAAGGUGUGGUUCCAGAACAGGAGAAUGAAAUGGCGGCAUUCCAAGGAGGCGGGGUUACAGGGAGAUAGCACGUCUUCGGCAGCGGCUGCAGCAGAUUCUACGCAAGAUCAAGAAAUACACGUGGAUGUAGACAGUGGAGGAUCUUCGUGAGAAAAAUCUGUCUUCAUUUGGGAACAAAAUCGUACUUGUUGAAAUAAUAUGGACAGAUGAACUUGUGGGAAACGAAUAUCAACGCGAACCCACGGAAGUUUAUGGAAUCAAGACACACGAUUCUGGAAUUACUGUUUUUUAAAACAUUAAUUACAAUAAAUUGUACUUUGGUUGAAGAGAAUAAAUAAAUGAUGAGUGUUCGAGUAGUUAUA
Acanthoscelides obtectus is the source of this 1474-nucleotide messenger RNA. NCBI's taxonomy places the organism in Eukaryota, Metazoa, Arthropoda, Insecta, Coleoptera, Chrysomelidae. The record is from the annotation of a GenBank genome assembly.